UGGUGACACUUUGUUGUAGAGUAGCCUAGAUGCUGCUGCUUAGCUGCAGCUCCGGGAGAUGACAGAACCGACGGUCUUCCCUACCGACCAAGAGACGCACCAAGCAGCCUGCGCUGCACAUUUGAAUACAUGAAAUAAUGUGCUAGAACGGACACACUACAAAAUAUAAAAAUCUCUGAUCUCAAAUCUGUCCACUCUGUGACAUUGUAAGCACUCGUGAUGGCGUCGGUGAGCGUAACAUUGGAGAACCAACUCCACAGCGCUCAGAAGAACCUGCUUUUCCUCCAGCAGGACCACGCCAACACUCUCAAAGGCCUGCACGCUGAAAUACGGCGCUUACAGCAGCACUGCACUGACCUGACAUAUGAGCUGACAGUGAAGAGCUCAGAUCCAACUGACAGCAGUGAGGCGCGAUGCCGCGCGCUGCACGAGCGCUGUGAGGAGCUGGAGGAGCAGCUACGAGAGAAGGAGGAGGAGAACGCGGAGCUGCUGCGCGACCUGGAGCAGAAGACGGCCAUGAUCUCCGUGCUGGAGGGCACGCUGCGGGAGCGCGAGAAGAAGUACCUGGACGAGCUCAAGCUCAAGAGCCAGCGGCUGGCCGCGCUGUCCGGCGAGCUGGAGCAGAGGGCCAGCACCAUCGCCUACCUCACCUCGCAGCUGCACGCCACCAAGCGCCGCCUGCUGGCGGGGGGCGGGUCGUCCGCUGACGCCGUCGCCGCGGCAACACCACCGGCGGGGGGAGGGGCGAGUGGUGCGAGCCCAGCCCCGAGCCCGUCAUCGUCGUCCCCCGCCUACCGGCCCGCCCCGCCUGCCCAGCCGCAGCCUCAGGACACGCCCACUCGCCGCCGCAUGCGCAAGAGCCUGUCGCAGCCGCUGCACGCCGAGUGGGCGGAGCUCUACCGGCAGGGGGCGGGGCCCGAGGGCCGUCGGCUCAUCCUGAGGGAGGCGUUGGAGGCCAUGCCCGACCCCACGCCCUUCCUGCAGCCGCGCGACCCCUCCCACGCCGCGACGCCAGCCCCCCACCAUCCCCCGCAGCCGCUACACAAGAGCCGGCCUGCCGUCAUCCCCCCCAUCGUCGCCGCCUCCGAGCGCAACGACCUCUCCGGGGCGGAGUCAGGCUCGCCCACCCCCACUGGGACCCCCACCCGCCUACCCGCAGUGCCCUCCGCCUCCUCCUUCAGCCCCAGGGGCAGCCCUGCUCGCCACCAGAGGGCUCACGGUGGGGCGGGUACCCACGUGGGGGUGGCACACCGCAUCCCCCACUCCCCCCAGCCCGGCUCCCCCAGCGGCACGGCCCCCCAGGGCAUCGCCCCCCAGGCCCAGCCGCACCCCCCCUCGCGUCCCAUCCACGCCGAGCUGCAGACGCUGGCGGUGGACCAGGUCAACGGCGGCGCCAAGGUGGUUAGCCAGGCGGACAGAACAGAGGGCAUCGCCUAG
Alosa alosa (allis shad) is the source of this 1437-nucleotide messenger RNA. It is a transcript of the gene ccdc92, whose product is annotated as coiled-coil domain containing 92. NCBI's taxonomy places the organism in Eukaryota, Metazoa, Chordata, Actinopteri, Clupeiformes, Clupeidae. The transcript is spliced from 6 exons. The record is from RefSeq and is a predicted model, not a curated record. Bases 220 to 1437 code for a protein of 405 amino acids.